CCUUUUAAUUAAGACAAAGAUAAUUAAUUAUGGAUCAAGGAAGCGGAUCUUGAGGUGCGUAUAUAUUAGGAAGCGAUAAAAUUUCAAGUUUUUUUUUCUGCUUCUUCACGUGAAAUGUAUCCGAAACGAUAUUUUCCGUUCGUGAUGACCGCUUUUAAGUUGGGCGGUGUCUACGAUUCGGAUCAUACGAAUGGAUUUUGGAAAUACUUCUUCAAAUUCUACAACGUGUUUUUGUUCCUGCUAUGUCCGAUCUACUAUACCAUAGUGGAAUUAGUAAUGCUUUAUUACACGAAGAAAAGUCUGUACAUGUUCAUAGAUCACAUUGGUAUGAUGUUCGUGCAUUGGGCAGGAAACAUGAAGACGGUGUUGUUACUGUUGAAUCGCCAGAAGAUCAAGGACGUGAUGGGUGUCCUGAAAGAUCAACGUUUUCAUUACGAGGAUUUCGAAGAUUUUCGGCCGGGAAACAUCCUGCAAAACCAUUUCAAGUUCAACGAGAUCUUUUGCAGGAUUUUCAUGUUCACAGCCACACUCGUACCAAUCUCAAACCAGAUAUCCGCUUUGAAGCUCUUCAUCGUGGAAGGACAUUCAAUAGACGCAGGAAACAUGACUUGCCAGGAUAUUCUCCCGUAUUACUGCUGGUUUCCUUUCGAAACGGAAACAUACGAAUCCUGCAGAUACGCCUUCCUCUUCCAAACCGUCCCCAUGAUCUUAUUCGUGUAUCUCAUUACAGCUUUCGACAUUGCCUUUUCGUACUUUGCCUCGUAUCUUCGAGCGCAUUUCCUCUGCAUCCGAGGCGCCUUCAGCACCUUCAGAGAGAGGUGUCUGGUAAGACUCAAUUUACCAACCGAUUACGAACUUCUCAAAGACUCUCAACAUCCUAAACUUGAGAUGGAGAUUAAAACAGAGGUUCGCAAAAUCACCCACCAUCUCCAAGUAAUAAUCAGACUACACGAUGAAUUGAAAUCGUUCUAUUCUAUUCCUCUGUUAAUUCAAGCCAUGUCCAUAGUGGGGAUCUUAAUCAGCUGUCUUUAUAUUAUAUCAUUGGAACCUCUCUUCAGCGCAGAAGCGUACGCGCGUUUUCAAUACGCGCUUGGAUUGUUCUUUCAAUUGAGUUUGUAUUGUUUCCAAGGAUCGGAAAUUACCAAUGCUGCUUUGAGCGUGGCUGAUGGUAUUUAUGAAGCCAACUGGUAUUCUUGCACGAAAUCGGUGAAGACGACGAUGAUGAUUAACAUGAUGAGAAUGCAAAGAAAGGUGGAGUUUACCGUCGGGAAAUUUGCUCCCCUCAACAUGUCGACUUACGUUAAAAUUUUGAAAGGAUCAUACACGUACUACACGUUUCUGAGUCAAAAGAAAAUAAAUUAGUAUUAAUUAGGAGUUCAUGAAUAUUCUAUAAGUAAUAACAAGUUCUUUGAACGAAUAAUAUUAGUUUCUAUAUAAUAUUAAUGUAACAACACAAA
Molecule: messenger RNA, 1457 nt
Organism: Nicrophorus vespilloides
Lineage: Eukaryota; Metazoa; Arthropoda; Insecta; Coleoptera; Silphidae
Product: odorant receptor 22c-like
Exons: 6
Coding region: 115-1362 (415 amino acids)
Biological process (GO): detection of chemical stimulus involved in sensory perception of smell; sensory perception of smell
Cellular component (GO): plasma membrane
Molecular function (GO): olfactory receptor activity; odorant binding
Source: RefSeq, a predicted model, not a curated record